CUGACAAGGGCUAGUGCUCACCAAGUAAACACACAGACACUCACACACACAGACACACACACACAGAGCAGAGGAGCUGUUCAUCAUGGCUAGCCGCGGUGUCCUGUGCUGUCGGUUGUUAGACAGACACAACGGCACCGGAGGAGCGAUAGCACAGUUAGGAAAACUCUUCGCACGAUGCGCAAACAGGAAAUUUCAACGCUACUCGAGCGCUACGCACAAGGAGAAUGAACUUGAACUUGGAGACUCGACUUCAGCUGCUGCCAACUUCGCCGCUUCCCUGAAAACCGGGUCAACUCAGGAGCUGGUUUCUCCUAGGAGUCGGAGACAAAGGUUGAAUGACAGUGACAUACCCUUCUCGGCAUUCUUGACUGACAGCUUUGGCCGGAGGCACAGCUACUUGCGCAUCUCCCUGACUGAGAAAUGCAACCUGCGCUGUCAGUACUGCAUGCCGGAGGAGGGGGUGAAGCUGACGCCACGGGGACAGCUGCUGUCCACCUCAGAGGUACUGACGUUAGCCCGCCUCUUCGUCCAGGAGGGAGUGGAGAAGAUCCGCCUCACUGGAGGAGAGCCGCUCAUCAGACCUGAUGUACUGGACAUUAUUGCGGAGCUGAGGAAGUUAGAAGGCCUGAAAACCAUUGCAGUAACAACCAACGGCAUGAACCUGGCCAGGCUGCUGCCUAAGCUGAAGGAAUCAGGCCUCGACCUAAUUAACAUCAGCCUGGAUUCACUGGUGCCUGCAAAGUUUGAGUUCAUUGUGAGGCGGAAAGGAUUCCACAAAGUCAUGGAGGGCAUUGAUAAAGCCAUUGAGAUGGGCUACAAUCCUGUCAAGGUCAACUGCGUAGUCAUGCGGGGGCUCAAUGAGGACGAGCUGCUGGACUUUGUGGCUCUGACAGAGAAGAAGCCUUUGGAAGUGCGCUUUAUUGAAUACAUGCCCUUCGAUGGCAACAAGUGGAACUUCAAGAAGAUGGUAAGCUACCAGGAAAUGCUGGACCGCAUAAGGCAACAGUGGCCGUCCCUGGAAACACUUCCUUCUGAACAUGCAGACACAGCUAAGACAUUUAAAGUCCCAGGCUUCAAAGGCCGGGUGGGCUUCAUCACCUCCAUGUCUGACCAUUUCUGUGGUUCCUGCAACCGGUUACGCCUCACCGCAGAUGGCAACCUCAAGGUGUGUUUGUUUGGCAACUCUGAGGUUUCCCUCAGAGAUGUUCUGCGCUCUGGGGCAUCAGAUGAAGACCUACUGCAAAUCAUUGGUGCUGCUGUGGGCAGGAAGAAGAAACAACAUGCAGGCAUGUUCAAUAUCUCCCAGAUGAAGAACAGGCCUAUGAUCCUCAUUGGCACCACAUCCCAGAAGCCUCUGUCUCUGUCAGAGUCACAAGACAGCCAGAAGGUUUCCCCCCUUUUUUCCCAGCUUACACAUCCCGCAUUCCUCUCUCAGGCAGCAGCUGCUCAACUGUGCCACUCAAGCAGGGGGAAAGUCCUUGAUAAACAGGUUGUUUUGUGCCUUCCAGGCUGCAAUGUUUUAACAGGGACAGCCCAUAUUCACUUUCCAGGGAUCUCUGUGAGUGAGGGUACCCAUCGUAGGUCACAUGCCAACAAAGGACAACAUGGAACUAACACCCUCCAUAGUUUUAAAUCCCUUCAUUCUUUUAAGUCUAAUGAUAUUCUUAAGACUGUGGACUACGCUAGACGCACAAAAGUAAUGAGCUACAUUCAUAAAGACUGUCUCAGGUACACACAUGUGGUGAGUGCUAAUGUAUGUAAGAGACACUUCAUCACGACCCCAGGAAUUCCCUCUCUUUGCACACUACUUGAGAAUGCCAAAUUAAGUCCUAGUAAGCACUACAGUAUUAGACUGUGCCACAAGCAAACUUCCAGUGAAGAAGCCAAUCAGUCUGCCAACGAUCAGAACAGGUCCGGCACAAAUCCCUCCAACACCCCCAAAUUGGACAAUACCACUGCAGCCCAGCUCACACAUACAGAUGCCCAAGGACGAGCCACCAUGGUGGAUGUCGGUGGAAAACUGGCCACACGUCGAACUGCCACCGCCCGCGCCACCGUCAACUUGGGUCCCACUGCCUUCCGGCUGCUACGGGACAACCAGCUGGCGAAGGGCGAUGCAUUGGCCGUGGCACAGCUCGCCGGUAUCAUGGCUUCCAAGCAGACCUCAGCCCUCAUCCCGCUUUGCCACCCGCUCCCCUUGGACCAUGCCUCUGUCACCUUUGACCUUGAUGAGCUGCGGAAUGCUGUGGUCGUCACAGCAACCUGUCGCACUACGGGUAAGACAGGAGUAGAGAUGGAGGCCCUGGUUGCUGUUACCGUGGCAGCACUGACCCUGUACGACAUGAGCAAGGCAGUGAGCCAUGACAUCAGCAUUACAGACAUCCAGCUGGUCAGCAAGACUGGCGGCAAGAGGGACUUUCACCAUCAGCCGUGACCAAGCACCCUUGACCCCAGGCUUCCAUUAUUCACUGCACAUUGUCUUACCGAAUGAAAUCGCUGAAUCAGAACACAGAUUCAGUGAUUUAACACUAAUUCUGAACACUGUUACCAUUUCAGCACCAUACUGCCAGCCUCCACCUGUAGUUCUCUCAGUUUCCUAGUUCUCUUUUAUUUUACACUUGCUAACAUAGUCAUGAAUGCUUCCACUGAGCCAGUAGACCAGACACACACAACAUGAAUUAUGUUAUCUCACCUCAGUUCAUGGGUAUCACUUUAUAAUAGCCAUCAUAAAGAAAUGGUGCACUGACAGAUGAUUUUACCAUUAACAAACAAUGAAAUGAAAAUUAAUAUUGCUUACUUAUUAUACAGUAAUUUAUCAACCAUUUAUUGUUGCACUUAUUGUAACAUUCAUAUUAAGUAUUUGUUAAUGAUUCCCUAAUAAUUUUUAAACCUUUAAGAAUUAAUUUGUAAAACAUCUGCAAAAAAUGUUUUACAAACCAUUUACGAAACCCAUUCACACAAAGUGUUAUAAAAUAUCUGGUCCAUAUAUCUAUGUGAUGUUUGUAGAUGUUUUACAAAUGAUUUCUUAAAGGUUUACAAAUCAUUAGGUAAUCAUUAAUAAAUGCUUACACUAGUGUAUAAAACACAAUGUGUGCAACAAUAGACUGUUAAUAAGUAAUUUAAUAUGUAAUUACUCAACAUUAAUUAUCAUUUCAUUGUUUGUUAACGGUAAAAAACAAAACAAAACUAUUAACUUAAGUUUAAUUAACUAUCAAUUUACCAUUCAUAAAUGGUUAUUAUGGUUAUUAUGAAGUGUUACAUGUCAGGGCAGAUGUGAGGGUGCAGUGUGUGUUUGUCUCUCAAGGUCCACUCUGGUCUGACAUUCUCAAGUGUCCGGCUUCCCUUCUGGUCUUGCUCUGAAGAAUGAACUGAAGACGAGCUAGAUGGUCCGUAAAAAUGAUGUGUUGAAUGUGGUAUCGAAUGUGUUGGCACAUACCCAUUGAAUGAAAAUUUUAUAUCUUUAUCAGUCUACAUGAACUGUGAUAGAGCAUUUGCCAAGUUAUUUUUUAUGAAUCUAGUUACCUUCACCGGAAAGAUGAGGCUGAAGGAAGCAGCAGCAGACUAUUGAGAGCAAAAGUGCACGCUGUAAUGUCCUGGUGAGUUUACCCAGGUAGCAGUCUGUACAUUGCACAUCAUGUCUAAUGCCAGGUGUAGAGGUCUUCUGGCUUGGAGUUCCUCGCUCAUAAAGCUCUUAAUCAUUUUGUCUCUGUUGUGUUCAUUGGUAAAAAUUGCACUCAAAAUAAUACAGAAGUUAUUAAUCAUGUGAAAUGAUUCAUGAGUAAAUAACACUUUCAUAUGCA
Molecule: messenger RNA, 3803 nt
Organism: Myripristis murdjan (pinecone soldierfish)
Lineage: Eukaryota; Metazoa; Chordata; Actinopteri; Holocentriformes; Holocentridae
Gene: mocs1
Product: molybdenum cofactor synthesis 1
Exons: 11
Coding region: 86-2437 (783 amino acids)
Biological process (GO): Mo-molybdopterin cofactor biosynthetic process
Molecular function (GO): GTP 3',8'-cyclase activity; cyclic pyranopterin monophosphate synthase activity; metal ion binding
Source: RefSeq, a predicted model, not a curated record